Messenger RNA from Alnus glutinosa, 2673 nucleotides. RefSeq lists its product as uncharacterized. Gene Ontology annotation, molecular function: protein dimerization activity; DNA binding. The record is from RefSeq and is a predicted model, not a curated record. The transcript is spliced from 5 exons. Bases 365 to 2599 code for a protein of 744 amino acids. NCBI's taxonomy places the organism in Eukaryota, Viridiplantae, Streptophyta, Magnoliopsida, Fagales, Betulaceae.
CAGUUUUGUGGAGCGAAACUAUACUGUUUUCGCCUAGGGCGUACUCUCAAGCCGAUACGAUUUGCCGACACGCUUUUUGGUUGUUAUAAAACCUCGAAAUUUCGCUCACCUCUGAAGAAACCAGCACCGAUUUCGCCGAUCGGAUCCCCCGAAAACCGUUCUAUUCCGAUCCUUCUCUGCACUAAUUCGGACCCUUUGCUGCUCGGACCUCCGGUCAUUUCGUAUUCGAGCUCCGGACCUGAUGUCUCGGACGAGGAUCACGAUAUUUCGGAACUUGAGAGUUCUGUACCGGAAUUCGGAAGUUUUCCGAUAUAGUAUUAACAGCUGAUGGUGGAAUCUGGAGUCUUUUGAUGCUUUCCCAGCUAUGCAACUCAAGGAUAAUCAGGGUUUGGCACCUCCCCGAGCUUCUGAUCCUGGUUGGGCCCAUGGAAUUAUGGUGAAUGGGGGUCGCCAAAAGAUUAAGUGCAAAUACUGUCAUAAAAUUAUGCUCGGUGGUGGGAUUUCUAGACUGAAGCAACAUUUAGCUGGGGAAAGAGGAAAUGUAGCUCCAUGUGAGGAAGUACCUGAAGAAGUUAAAGUGCAGAUGCAACAACAUCUAGGUUUUAAAGUUUUGGAAAGAUUAAAGAGGCAGAAAGGAAUGAAAAGUAGCAAGGAUUCCAUGUCAUAUAUUCAAGGUAGGGAAGAAGGAGAUGAUGGCGAUGUGAUGCAGAUUAAGAACAUGGUUUCUGCUCGAGGCACUAGCAAGAGAAGGGGAAAAGAGGUUGUGGGAAGAAUUUCCAAUCGCUCUAAGAGACAGAAGAAGCAAUAUUUUUCAUCUGUUGUGCCUAUUGUUGCUGAACCAAUACACCAGAGUUUUGCUUCCCAGGAGAGCAUGGAUCAAGCUGACAUGGCUGUUGCGAGAUUUUUGUAUGAAGCGGGCAUACAAUUCACUGCUGCCAAUUCACAGUAUUUUCAAGAGAUGGCUGAUGCUAUAGCUGCUGUAGGCCCCGGUUAUAAGAUGCCUUCUUAUCAUUCUUUGAGGGGUAAAUUGCUGAACAGGAGUGUUCACGAUGUGAGAGAAUAUGUUGAAGAACUAAGAAAGUCUUGGGAUGUGACUGGGUGUUCGGUAAUGGUUGAUAGGUGGAUGGACAGAACUGGUCGUACAGUGAUAAACUUCUUUGUUUAUUGUCCGAAGGGUACCAUGUUCCUAAAAUCUGUUGAUGCAUCAGAAAUCACAUCUCCUGAGGCACUUCUUAACUUAUUUGAUGGUGUUGUUCAGGAAGUCGGGCAAAAGAAUAUUGUCAAUUUUUUGACAGAUACUUCACCCAGUUAUAAAGCUGCAGGAAAACUUUUAAUGGAGAAAUACAAGACCCUUUUCUGCACUGCCGGUGGAGUACAUUGUAUUGACUUAAUGCUUGAGGACAUUGGAAAAAUGGAUGGAAUAAAAGAGGUUUUGGCAAAGGCUAAACAGGUAACACAGUUUAUAUACAACAAUGAUUGGGUCCUCAUUUUAAUGAGGAAGAAAACAGGUGGAAGAGAUAUUAUCCAACUCGCAACCACCAGGUUUGCUUCCAUCUUUCUGACGCUGCAGAACAUGUUAUCUUUGAAGGGCAAUCUCCAUCAGAUGUUUACUGGAGGUGCUUGGAUGCAUUCAACUUUCUCUAAGCAAAGGGCAGGACUUGAGGUGGCAGAGGUUAUUGUGGACCCGUUCUUCUGGUCAAUGUGUGACCAGACUCUGAAGGUGACAAAGCCCUUGCUAUCAGUUUUACAGCUUAUGGAAUGUGGAGAGAAGCCAUCUGUCGGAUACAUAUAUGAUGCGAUGGAAAAAGCAAAGAAAAGCAUCAUUGAUGCAUUGAACAAGGAAUCUGCCUACUUGCCCUAUUUGGAGGUUAUUGAUCAUAUUUGGCAGGAGGAAUUUCAUAGCUCGCUUCAUGCAGCUGCAUACUACCUGAACCCCUCCAUAUUUUACAACCCCAGUUUCUCCUCUAACAAAGUCAUCCAAAAGGGCUUACUUGAUUGCAUCGAAACCUUAGAGCCUGAUUUAACAGCUCAGGUUAUGAUUACAAGUAAUGUAAAUUUCUAUGAGGAAGCUGUAGGGGAUUUUGGUCGACCUGUGGCGUUACGUAGUCGAGAUUCAUUGACUCCAGCUACUUGGUGGUCACUGUAUGCAGCUGAUUACCCAGAUUUACAACGCUUAGCUGUCAGGAUAUUAAGUCAAACUUGCAGUAUCACCCGAUGUGACAGGAGUUGGAGCAUGUUUGAACGUAUCCAUUUGAAGAAGAGGAACCGGUUGGAGCAUCAGAGGUUGAACGAUCUCAUAUUUGUUCACUAUAACUUACGUCUUCAAGAGAGGAGACCCGAAGUAAGUAAAACUAGGAUUAGAAGAGGUACACUUGACCCUCUAUGCUUGGAAGCUAUAGAUGCCAACAUGGGAGAUUGGGUGGAGGACCCAGGAGUAUUGGAGGGUGAGGACGUGAGCUGGAUUGAUGUAACAGUCCCCAGUGAGCCUACUUUUGUGAGUCACAAGGUAAAAGAUCUGGAUGAUUGUAAUGACAGUGCAGAUGACAGAGGCAGUGAUGACAUGAGAGGUAUGGAUGAGAAUGAUGAUUGUAGUGCCUAGAUAUUGUUCCAAUCUACAAAUUGGCAUGUUUACUGAUAAUUAAUAUUAAAUUCAAAUUGAAUUUUUGGUGGUUC